Talaromyces stipitatus ATCC 10500 is the source of this 1905-nucleotide messenger RNA. Its product is annotated as SET domain protein. The transcript has 2 exons. The coding region runs from base 1 to 1905 and encodes 634 amino acids. Gene Ontology annotation, cellular component: nucleus. NCBI's taxonomy places the organism in Eukaryota, Fungi, Ascomycota, Eurotiomycetes, Eurotiales, Trichocomaceae. The record is from RefSeq and is a predicted model, not a curated record. Gene Ontology annotation, molecular function: histone H4K20 methyltransferase activity; protein binding.
AUGCCGUCAAAAGCCAGGUCAAGCCCUGCGGCUGACCAGAAAGACAAACUCACCUUGGCUAAAUUGGCAAACUACGACGACGUAGCCACCGAUGCCCUCAUUGAUCGUGCCUUCUAUUGGACUACGAUUCGAAAGAAUCGCACCAAAUUCGCUCCAGGAAGAGGCAUCCUUGAAGAUGUCGUCACCAAAGUCCUACUUCACAAGGUGAUUGUUGAGAAGAAUGCACGAGCAGCUGAGGAGGAACUUCUGGCUAUGAAGGGCUUGAAGAACUAUCUUAGCCACCUGCCAAAUGACCGAGAGCGAGAAUGGUUCAAACGUCAUUUUCGGAAAUACAUUCAGAUCUAUCUUCCUGACUGUCCCUUUGAGAUAUCGACUACAAAUCGAUAUACCAUCAUCGAGCACGAGGCAGCCGUGGUAGCUCGCAGAAAUAUCAAGAAAGGCGAGGAAAUCAAAUAUCUUUGUGGAACACUUGUUUCAAUGACACGACAGGAAGAGCUUGACCUGGGAUUCAAUCGCAAAGACUUCAGCAUCGUCAUGUCCAGUAGAAGGAAGAGUCCCUCGCUUUUUCUGGGACCAGCUCGUUUCGCAAAUCAUGAUUGCAAUGCCAAUGGGAGACUAUCGACCAGGGGUUCUGAUGGGAUGCAGAUUAUUGCUGCUCGUGAUAUCGAAUUAGGGGAAGAAAUUACUGUUUCUUAUGGUGAUGAUUACUUUGGUAUUGACAAUUGCGAAUGUUUGUGUGAGACUUGUGAACGUGCGAUUCGCAAUGGGUGGUCGCCGUCCGUAUCUGCACCAGCAAGUCAAGCCCCAACGCCUACUCGAGACGACUCAAACCGUUCUCCCCAGCCAAAGAAACGACGUCUUGACACUAAAAUACCGAAUGACGCUUCUUCGGCGGCUGAGAUUAUUCUAAGCGAGACAGAGCAAGUGGGAAAGAGGAAACUCGAUGAUGAGAGCGACCAAGAAGUGUCUGGCCUAACCACUCCACAUAAGAGGGCCAAAUUCGAGCACCGGCAGUCAAAGCUUCGAGAAGAACUUGUACUACCUGAAAUCGCCGAGUCGAUCGAAAAGUCACCCCUUCCAGUCAAUGUUCAAGAGUGUUCCCAACCAACCACAGCAGAAGUCCCCUCGAAAGACCAAAAUGCUCCUUCAGAUGUUGAACAAAAUACCACCAGUGCGUCUGAUAAUGAUUCACCAUCCAGUUCUUCCGAUGAAAGUAAUCCGUCGGUAUCAACGCCAGCCACGUCGGUUUCUGGUAAUACGCCCGUUAUAAAGAUAGAGUCGAUCGAAACAAACACAGACGCAGCGGUACCCUCUUUUAUGCCACAGCUUCCAGAAAAAGAAACUACCACCAUCGCAGACGCUUCGAUUAUCGCAUCGUCUCAACUUACUCAAGAAAGAGGAUCCAGAAGCAGAACUGGCACACCACGUUCCAAGCGCGCUCUACCGUCAGUCGAACAGGAAGAUACCAUAGUCACUGUACGAAUCCCAGGUGAUUACACAAGGACUAACCUACUGCUUGCUCAGCGCUAUGAUCGAUGGGUAGAUUGUCAGACAUGCUCUUCAUGGUUUGUGCAGGGAAACGCAUACCAAACACGCAAGGAAUGUCCUCGUUGCGAACGACACUCUAAGCUUUAUGGUUAUCGUUGGCCCAAGACCGACCCAGAGGGAUCCAAUGACGAAGAUCCACGAAUCAUGGAUCAUCGUACCGUCCACAGGUUCCUGUCCGCCGAAGAAGAGGCAAAAGUUGAUCGUAAGAAUCGUUCUGGUCCGAUGAAUAUGUUGACGCCAACCCCUGAGAUUAAUUUCUCCGAUACUCGAAGUGUGACUGAAUUUAGUGACUACGAAGGACGGCGGUUGACGCGAUCCAGUCGGCAUCGUACCAGGUCUCUACGAUUGACUCAGUAA